Messenger RNA from Doryrhamphus excisus (bluestripe pipefish), 2579 nucleotides. The record is from RefSeq and is a predicted model, not a curated record. Lineage: Eukaryota; Metazoa; Chordata; Actinopteri; Syngnathiformes; Syngnathidae.
UUUGGCUAGCAAAUUUAUUUCAGAGGACUAAUAUGUUUUAACACUGCUGCAUUUAAAUACGUUGUAGACCCACCCACCCACUACCACUACCACUACCACUACCGCGACUGGUAGCACCACCUAUGGGCAUUUCAUGUGUUAUAUAUUGAACGGAACUGGCGCUGAAAGCAAAUCUUCCUCUCCUUGGCUUUGGCCUCUUCAUGCCGCAAGGCGGGAAAAGGCAGGAAGUCAAGAGGCUUCUCACCUUGACAGCCGCCCCUCAUCCCACACGGGGGCUGAACGAGCUAAAUGUUUGCACCUCGAGGCCACGCUGGGCAGCCACGGAUCACAAUGCAGACAACACCACGGCCGUGCUGAAGGAGUGGCUCACCGUCAUGCAGAGGUUCUACCAUUACGUGGAGUGGAGACCCAUGGAGCAGCCCGUGUCCUACGCGGGAGAGCUGGGUCCAAAGCACUGGCCCAACAGCAGAUACGAGUACGUGAUGAAGCUCAAGCAGGCGGCGCUCAACUUUGCCAGGAAACGCUGGGCUGACUACAUCCUGUACGCCGACACGGACAACAUCCUCACCAACCCCGACACCCUCAAUCUUCUGGUGGCCGAGAACAAGUCCAUCACGGCGCCCAUGCUGGACUCUCAGGGAGCCUACUCCAACUACUGGUGUGGUAUAACGCCACAGGGUUAUUACAGGCGGACGGCCGAGUAUUUCCCCACUCGCAACCGCCAUCGCCUGGGCUGCUUCCCCGUGCCCAUGGUGCACUCCACCAUGCUGCUGGACUUGAGGAAGGAGGGCAUGAAGAAGCUGGCCUUCUACCCGCCUCACACCGAGUACUCCUGGCCUUAUGAUGACAUCAUCGUCUUUGCCUUUUCCUGCCGAGCCACAGCGAUCCAGAUGUACCUUUGCAACAAAGAGCGCUACGGCUACUUGAAUAUUCCUGCCAAGCCUCACCACACGCUGGAGGACGACCGCCUCAACUUUGUCCAUGUUCACCUGGAGUCCCUGAUCGACGGGCCUCCCAUGCAGCCUUCACGCUACGUCCACAUGUCCCCCAGACAGAGAGACCUUAUGGGCUUCGACGAGAUUUACCUGAUCAACCUGCGGCGGCGCCCGGACCGCAGGGAGCGCAUGUUGUUCUCCCUUAACGAGCUGGAGGUGGACGUGAAGGUGGUGGACGCCGUGGACGGAAAUGCAUUGAACAGCAGUGACAUCAAGAUCCUGGGUGUGGACUUGCUGCCAGGCUACUACGACCCCUUCUCAGGACGCACCCUCACCAAGGGGGAGGUGGGCUGCUUCCUCAGCCACUUCUACAUCUGGAAGGAGAUGGUGGACACGCAGAUGGACAAGGCGCUGGUGUUCGAGGACGACGUCCGCUUCCAGGCCAAUUUCAAGCGCCGGGUCCUGCGACUGAUGGAGGAGGUGGAGCAGGUGGAGCUGGACUGGGACCUGAUAUACUUUGGCAGGAAGCAGGUGAACCCUUCCAAGGAGGAGGCGGUGGAGAACGUGAGGAACCUGGUGGUGGCCGACUACUCCUACUGGACUCUGUCGUACGCCAUCUCCCUGCAGGGGGCGCAGAAGCUCCUCAACGCCGAGCCGCUCUCCAAAAUGCUGCCUGUCGAUGAAUUCCUGCCCAUCAUGUACGACAAACAUCCCAACGACGACUACAAGUCGCACUUCCCCAACAGGAACCUGCAAGCCUUCAGCACGCGCCCCCUGCUGGUGCAGCCCUGCCACUACGCCGGCGACCCCCAGUGGGUGAGCGACACCGAGACGUCCACGCUGUGGGACGACGACGCCGUGCGCACUGACUGGCGGGGUUCCCACAAGACCCUGAAGGGGGCGGUGCCGCCACCCGACAUCCUGUCGGCCGCUUACAGGGAUGAACUUUAAGGGCGGUGCGCCCGACCUUGCUGCGGAUCAGAGAUGGCGCCCUGAGGAGCCUGUGUUCUCACGCCGAGCGUCAUGUGACCGUCCUGCGUUUACAAGUGGACUUACCUGCAAAGCGCUUUUGCACAGGAUGGAGUUCUCCUUUUGGAAUAUUCUUUGGGGACAAUCCAGGAAAAGGCAUUUAGUGUCUUCGUGCAUGAACUUCAUUUACCCGCGUCUUCAUGACCGCACGUACCUCAUUCCGUGUUUUCAUUCCAUUUCUUUAUCAGGUACACCAUCAUCCCGUACAGGAGCCCCAUCCAAAAACACACUUUGAUGUUCAGUCAUGUCAUGAUAAUCAUCCACUUGGCAAAAUCACCACAGGAAUACGGAAGACAUCUCUUUCCUGUCGCAUCACUGGGAUAUUUUCUUUGUUUUGUGUGUGACAACGUUACAAGUGAAAGUAAAGAAACAUUUAUUGAUGAUUAAUGAUUAAUAAGAACAACAAUAGAAUAUCUCCACCUGCUACGUACGUCUGUGUAGGUGCGCUUCUUUCCUGAAUUGUUGGGUCAGUGUCUCCGACCGUCCUUUUCCUAUGCCGCUUAUCCUCACUAGGGUCACUAGAGGCGGGGUACACCCUGGACUGGUGGCCAGCCAAUCACAGGGCACAUAUAGACAAACAACCAUUCACACUCACAUUCAUACCUAUGGACAAUU